Messenger RNA from Radiomyces spectabilis, 1122 nucleotides. RefSeq lists its product as uncharacterized. Gene Ontology annotation, molecular function: transcription corepressor activity. The transcript has 7 exons. Gene Ontology annotation, cellular component: NuA4 histone acetyltransferase complex; Swr1 complex. The record is from RefSeq and is a predicted model, not a curated record. Bases 1 to 1122 code for a protein of 373 amino acids. Lineage: Eukaryota; Fungi; Mucoromycota; Mucoromycetes; Mucorales; Radiomycetaceae. Gene Ontology annotation, biological process: DNA repair; chromatin remodeling; negative regulation of transcription by RNA polymerase II.
AUGAGUGGAUCCGAUAUUCGCGAUAUAUUACAGAUCGAGAAACCUACAGAACCGGUCGUACGGCGACUUAAACAACCCGUUGAGAAACGGCCUGAGGGUAUUAGUCGAGAACUCUACUCAUUAAUAGGAGGAACACCCUCUGUUGCCUUUGUACAGCCCGCCUUUCGAGGGAAAUUCAACGUCAAAAAGAAAGCAUUGCCCUGGGUACUACAUCCAUUUACAAAUCCUGCGCGAGCAGACGAGCUUACCUUGCACCAUUGGAUCAAAGCGAACGAUACCAAAAAUGACGUAGAUUAUCCCUUUGCCGUAUUGGAUGACGGUACCAAAGAGAUAUCUUAUACCGCUGAAGAAUAUGAUCAAUACCUAAAAGAUCCGGACUGGACCAAAGAGGACACCGAUUACCUCUUUCGUCUGUGUCAACAGUACGAUCUUCGAUUUCCUGUGAUUGAGGAUCGGUACGAGUUUGGGACAAAGAAAAGAACCGUUGAAGACCUGAAAGCUCGAUACUGCAACGUUUAUCGCCAAUUACUCAAAGCACGGUCCACAUCCGACAACUGGCAGUCCUUGGCUCAACAUUACCAAUUCGACAAAGACAAGGAGAUUGAACGAAAGGAAGCCCUGAAUACAUUAUUUAAGCGAACCAAAGUGGAAAUGGAAGAGGAGGAGGCCUUGUUGGUGGAAUCCAAGCGGAUAGAACAGAAUGAAGCACGAUUAAGAAAAGAACGAGAACAUGUUCUCCAGUCACUGCAUCCAACGGUUGCAGCCAGUGGUCAUGUGGGUGUAACAGGCAGCUCACCGGCGGAGACAAAGGUGAGAAAAGAGGUUAUUUACCAAUUCUGUUCGUGUGGACCACGACCCUCGCUGAACCUUCAGGAACAGAAACGAAAAAAAUCCAGUGGCGAUGAUGCCACCAGCCGAAAAAAGCGAAGCGCGUCCACUACCCCUGUCAGUGCAGUAGAAGGUAAGAUGAAUAACAGCUUACCCUUAAAAGGGCUGUGUGAAAAUGACGGUAGAAACGCAGAUUUUCAUUGUACGACAAAAAAAAGUAGAUGCCGUUCCAGACAAAAAGGAGAAAUUGACGCCAGGUGUCUAUUCUCUCAGCCAACGACGGACGGUGAUUAA